Molecule: messenger RNA, 1900 nt
Organism: Dermacentor albipictus
Lineage: Eukaryota; Metazoa; Arthropoda; Arachnida; Ixodida; Ixodidae
Source: RefSeq, a predicted model, not a curated record
CGCGAGGCAACGCGGCUACUCCGGACGGUGUUGCUACGGUAAUACUGGUGUUGUGCUUGUGGUUUUUUCGAGCAUGCUGCUUUACUGUGUCGCCUUCGAGUGGAAUAACUACUUCUAUGGAAACUGAUACUUGAGCUUCUUCUAAUUUCCCUACGCAAGAAUGUACGUGAAGAACAGGGCGCUGUGGAUAUCUGCAGUUAGGCGUCCAAACCCGACGACUCAUUGUGGCAGCCAACAAAGCAUUCUCGAAUCUGCGGGGCGCACUUCAUCAACGGCCGGCCGUUGAAGCUGAUAAAUCAUCCGGACCAUGUGCCGAUUGUGAUCACGUACAGCAAAACUCUGGGCGAGGCUGCUGUACGACGGCACAACCGCUACGUGAAAAGGCAAAGGGGCUGCAAACGUGCGGAUCGCAAAUUAUGUGUCGAUAACGCAGCAUGGUGCAAGCUUGACUUUCGAGGUUGCAACCCCUCAAUUCUUUCACAAGUGUUUGGAACUCAGUGCAAUGAAUGCUGUUUGGCUCAGGAGAAAACAAAAAACUGAAGAGGAGGUCGCAAGUCGACGAACGGGCAAAGGCGACCACCUCUGCCUGCUUUUGGACGCUACGGAAACCAUGCACAGGCAUCAAAAGUGAUCACUCUGAGCGGGAAACAACUUGGCAAUUUCCUACAGUUCCCACUGGCCUAAUGGCCUCAUCACGGAAGGAUGUGGUCUGCUACCUGGAUGGAGUACAAGUGAAGGUUUCAGAAAAGUUCAGGCCACCACGCAGGAUAGUGCUUCCAAUGGGGCUCACUAGGAACUUCUACCCUCAAACACUGCAUGAAAACUAUGACUUUGAUCUUGAGCAGAAAACUAUUGAGUUUGCCGAACGCUACCGCCAAGAACAGGAGUCCAAGCGGCAAGCUCGAGCAGACCGUGUGGCAGCAGACAUUCAGCAUUUCACUCAGUUGACAACGCAAGACCGACCUAGUGUGGGCGAUGUGAGCCCUAGUUCAACAAAUUGUGUGCCUGCUGCGGUUGUCACUGCUGCGGCAGUUACAUCUGCUAGAAUUCUGCAGCCUGCACUCGCUCCAGAGACAGCUGGUACUGCUGCACCUCAGUCCACAACACAGAAGUCAUUCAGCUUGGCAGAAUUCGAGAAUGACAGUUCAAGCCCCUUUGAUUAUGUUGAGCUUCAGACAAUCAAUGAGUUGGAAGAGCUCAGUUCAGUCUUUCAGGGCAUGACAGCGCAGUCACCACAAGCUACCGCUGCAGAACCAGAGUAUCCUGCUAGUGGACCAACGUGGCCAGACCCACAGGCCACUGAGACGCCGGUUGUGAAGAAAGGCGGCACCAGUGCUCCCUUGCAUUUCUCAAGGAGUGCUUCAGAUGUCUGCACCUCUGGCUCUGGUGACAAGAGUGUCAGCCAACGUACCAUCACCCCACCUCCAGAGCAUACACCUCAGAAUGAACCAACACAAGAGGAUACACCACAGCAUGAUCAAGCAGCAGCCAAAGAGACUCCAGCAGAGGCUCUCUCUCCUCUUUUACGCUCCCUAAUGGAUAUGGGCUUCGACAAGCACAGGGCUCAGCGGGCCCUGCAGUCCCAAGGAAGCACAGACGACAAAAAGGUUGUCGAGCACUUGUGUCAAGUGCAGUCACUUGUUGAUGCUGGAUUCAGUGACAUGGAUGCUGAGGAAGCCUUGCAGGUCACCACAGGAAACUACGAACAGGCACUGGAGUUCUUACGACUCGAACAACAGUUCCUGGCUCUUGGAUUCAAGAAAGACUCCAUUGUUAAGGCCCUUCUUGAAGCCCAAAAUGACCGGGACAAAGCACUGGACUUGCUCUUAGGAUGAUUUUUGUUAACUCUUUAUUGUUCAUAUUGCCAAAUUUAUUUUAUUAAUAAAAUAAUUAUGCUGCA